Messenger RNA from [Candida] anglica, 711 nucleotides. Lineage: Eukaryota; Fungi; Ascomycota; Pichiomycetes; Serinales; Debaryomycetaceae. The record is from the annotation of a GenBank genome assembly.
AUGGAUUCAAACACUACCUCUAGAUCGAUUAAGGUGGUUCUUCUAGGGAACCUGGGAGUGGGGAAGACCUGUCUCCGGUCACAAUUUGUCCACCAUAUGUUCACCAAUGCCUACAAGGCUACCAUUGGAGGGGACUAUCUCACAUCCACCUUGAAGGUAGAAAAUACAGCAGACACCACGGCCACAUCACCAUUGGACUCACAGGAAUCCACGGAGCCAUCUCUGACAACUACAGUCAACUUGCAAAUUUGGGACACCGCGGGUCAAGAACGAUUCAAUUCGAUCUCUCAAGCUUUCUACAGAGGCACAGAUGUGGUUGUGUUAGUUUACGACGUCAGCAACUACGAGUCGGUCAUCGCACUCAAUGACUGGUUCCGCCGCUUUAUGGAGCACUGCCAUGUGGAUAGGCCUGGAGUUGUAGUUGUGGGCAAUAAAGUCGAUAAAGUGCGGGUGGUUUCAAAAGAAGAAGUAUUUGACAUUCUUGAUCGUGAACAACAAACACAACAUGCUGAUAGUGGGCCCAGAGUGCUGGACUAUACCAAGCAGGAUGAUGUUCUUGAGAUAUGUUGCAAGCGACUAGAAAUGGUCCAGAGCGUCUUCCAGCGUGUUGCCGAGGUCGGGGUUCGAUUAGACGAUACUUCACGAGCAGACGAUUCCAGAUUGGUUCGCUUUGAUGUUGAUGUCGCUCCAGUUCAAAGUAAAUGUUGUUAA